AUGCCUCAUCAUCUCCAGACGCUCCUGGUGUGCGGCUUGGCCCGCGCCGCAACGGGCGUCACAUGCAACACGGGUUCCAGCACAGUCUAUGAGGGCUCAUGUGGGACCAUGGACAACACAGUCAGCUUCACCACGACAUCCUGCGGAGGGGCAUGUUUUACGGAGUCCAUGAAGCAGGAGAUCAGCCCCAACGGUGUUUGCAAUGUCGUCUUUGUGGUUGCUGGUUGCGUGCAGACAGGCACGAAAGAUUGUGCCACACUGCAACAGGUUUAUGACGCAAUGGACCCCGCCGCGGGAAAUUUUGGCUUCGGAUGCGAGGAGUGCUCCACCGACGCCUGCAAUCCCACAUCAGCACUGAGUGGGACGCAAGGCGCAGUGAGAAGCGGCGCCACAGCAGCAGCUAACCUGGCCUGGUUGCUGGGCACUUUGCCCUUGUUGAACUUCCGGCUCUAA
Messenger RNA from Symbiodinium necroappetens, 453 nucleotides. The record is from the annotation of a GenBank genome assembly. Lineage: Eukaryota; Dinophyceae; Suessiales; Symbiodiniaceae.